Molecule: messenger RNA, 1575 nt
Organism: Drosophila montana
Lineage: Eukaryota; Metazoa; Arthropoda; Insecta; Diptera; Drosophilidae
Product: proteoglycan 4
Exons: 2
Coding region: 50-1321 (423 amino acids)
Source: RefSeq, a predicted model, not a curated record
UAAGCCCAUAUUUACAGCUUGCCACACUGAAACAUCAGCCAAAUCAGCGAUGAAUGUGAAGCAUCUAAGUUGGUUAACGCUCAGCCUGCUGCUGCUCCUGCGAAGCAGCGCAGCAAAGGAGCAGGAGCUGGAGCUGGAGCUGGAGCAGGGACAGGAUCAGCAUCUGGAGGUGGGGAUGACGACUGUGGGCGAGGCAUUAGCUAUGGAUAUGGCCACGACGCAUACGAUGCCCUCAUCAGCAGCGGAAAAGUCCUUGGCGCAGGACGAAAUCAAAACUGAACCGGAACCGGAACCAGAAUCAAUCAAUCCAACGGAAACCAAGCCAAUGGAACCGGAACCAGAAGCGGGCGUAGCAGGGGAAACCAAGUCAAUGGAACAACUGGAUACCAAAAAUAAGCCUGAAGCGGAACCAGAAGCGAGCAAGCCAAAGGAAACGAAAUCAAUGGAACAGCAGGAAAGGGUAGCUGAACCGAAACCGAAACUAGAAGUGGACACAUCAAGGAAAAUUGAGUCAAUGGAACAGCCGGAAACUGAAACGGAACCGAACCCGAAACCGGAAGUGGAACGAGAAUCGAUCAAAGCAAGGCAAGCCAAGGCAAUGGAAGAGCAGGAAAAUCCAACUGAGCCGCCAGCGGAAUCAGAGACUGGCAAGGCAGAGGCAACUGAGUCGGUGGAGCAGCAAGGGGAUAAAAAUGAGCCCGAACCGGAACCAGAAUCGAGCAAGGGAAGCGAAGCCAAGGCAAUGGAAGAGCAGGAAAAUCCAACUGAACCGCCAGCGGAGCCAGAUGCGGACAAAGAAAUAAAGCCCGAACCCACCAAAGCAGCUCAGUCUGAAGAAUCCACUCACUCGAUGGACUACCAGGAUGAUGCAGCGGCGCCGCAUGAGGCGACGACCCCAGAGACACCAGCUCCAAUGACACCAGCUCCAACGACACCAGCUCCCACUUUGUCAGCUGUUCCCGCCGUGAACCAAGUGAAUCUCUCGAUGCCUCUGCUGCCCAACAGCUGCUUCAGCUGCUCCAGCUAUCGGAAUGGCAGCUGUCUGCGGCAGCCCGCGGAGCGGCAGCAGUGCCCACCGAAUGCCAAACGCUUUGGAUGCUAUACACUCUUCAAACGUGACACACAGCUGAUCAUGCGCGGCUGCACGUCGGACCUGACCGAGGAGGGUGACAAAUAUUGCCGCCAGGAAACGGAGCUCUGCAAGCUGUGCACGGGUCCACUCUGCAACAAGGAGCUGGCUGCAUUGGCCGGCGCCGCCCAGCUCCUGGGCAGCUUAACUAUCUGGCUUCUAUGCUUUAUAGCUGCGUUGGGGCAAGUCUAAGAGCUCAGCUGGAGUCGCUUUUCAGGUGUAUAGCGAUAUUUUUCAAUUAACUCUUUUAUUACUUGAAAAUUAAUACGGUUGUUUUAUUAACUUUCAUUCCUUAUCUAAUCGUUCAUAAUGAAUGUUUCCUAGAAAUCCAUACAUAUCAUAAUCGAAAAGUUAAGAGACUUUCGAGAGAUAACAAAUAAAUAAUGGGUAUAUAGAUUUAUAUGCCUAUCCAUAGAAAAUUUUAGAUGUUUGGCAAUUUUGCAGAU